AUAAAAUGACAAUGCCAUGACAUUUUUAUAGAAUUUUCAUUUGUUCUAGGCGUAAUAAGUUUGUACAACAAGUUGACUAAGGAAUGUCUCAAUCGACAGUAUUGUUAUAUUUAUAGAGUUUAAUUGAGUUUAUAUUGUUGAAAGUAAAAUGUAUUGUGUGAGCAGUCCUAUAAAAUAUGCCUACAUAUAUGUUCUACUGCGCCAGGAGUACUGCAUCUCAAAUCUCAUAAUUACAACAAUGCUUAUUGUAAUAUAGAGAAAUCCGUUUGUUGAACGAACUGCUAACUCUGCAUGCGUAUUAUAAAUAACUGUCAAACACCUCGAAGUCCGAUUUCAUAUUAGUUAAGCUAUCGCUAAAAACGUUACUCAAAGUUGUAAAUUCAGAUCAAAGUUGUAAAUUCAGAUCUGCCUUCUAGAAAGUAAAAGAAGAGUACAAAUCUGUAACUUUGAUAUGUCUUGCUCCAAAAUCAGUAGCUCAGGAGCAAUCGUUGCGUCUGCAUCUUCUGUGAGAUCCUUGGCUUGUGACAUGAACUGUUCCUCAUAUUUAUUUCUCCACGUCAGCUUUCACCGUCUCAUUGCAUUCCGCUUCCUCACGCAAAACAAAUCUCAACUCAAUUGAGUCAAGAUUACUAUUAAUAAUUAUUAUAGUAUAACAUAGAGCAAUUAUUACUACAUAAUUAACCAUAUAUAAAUAACCAUACAUAAUUAACCAUAACUAUAACAACUUUAAAUUUUUCAAACACAUUGCCAAAUUCGAAAAUCGUUCAAACCGACAGAGUUAUUUGUGUGCGCAUUUUGGAUUUAUGGGCCAAAUCACCAAAAACUGCAGUAAAAUCAAAAGACGAAUGUAUGCUGUCUAUACGUUAUCAUAUUUUCUCUUUUUAAAGCCACUAAUAAAUAAAUGGUAGUCUAUAACCUUCUGCUUUUAGAUUAAGGAAAAAUUAUAUUUAAAAUGGCAAGUUCCAAGUCCAGUUCUACCAUGAAAAUUCAAGGGCUUAAAACUUAUAUUCAGUCUGAUGUGGGAACAAAGCUUAAAAACAUUGUGAAAGCAAUCUCGCUAAAGCGACAACCUUCUGUCACUGAACUUGUGGAGAUUGCAGAACAAGGAAAUGUUGCUGAAUUCACACGCUUGGUCACAGAGGAUCCCUCCAAACUUGACAUUCGAGACGGUAGAGGAAGAGCUUCGGUGCAUCAGGCAACCAUUCGUAAUCACGUUAAGAUCUUGGAGGUUGUGGAAAGAUUCAACGGAAAUCUGGAUCUCACCGACAAUUCUGGAAAUAGUUGCAUUCACUUGGCCGUGGAAGCUGAUGCGUUGGACGCAUUGGAAUUUCUUCUAUCACAUGGAGCAGAUACCAAGAAGCUAAAUGCAAAUCAGCAAUCGUGUUUACACCUUGCUGCAGAAAUGAACAAAAUUGCAGCACUUGAAGUUAUGGCAAAAUUUAGAACGAUUCUGGACCCGAAUUUACCUGGAGAAAAUGGAAGGACAGCACUUUCGGCGGCAGCGAUCAACGACAAUGAAGAGUGCAUGAAAAUAUUGUUGUAUGAUAUCGGAGCCUGUCCCCGAAGACCUUGUAAACAUGGUUUUUUUCCGAUUCACGAAGCGGCCAAGCAUGCUUCGUCAAGAUCAAUGGAGAUUUUGCUCUCUUGGGGCGAAGCUCAAGGAAGUUGUUCUCGCGAGGAAAUGAUUUCAUUUUUCGAUGCUGAAGGAAAUGUCCCACUUCAUUCAGCGGUUCACGGUGGCGACUUAAAGGCUGUGGAACUGUGCCUGCGUUCAGGAGCAAAAAUUUCUACUCAACAACAUGAUCUGUCAACUCCAGUUCACUUGGCGUGUUCUCAGGGAUCCAUGGAAAUCAUCAAGCUAAUGUUUCAACUUCAACCGGAAGAGAAGGAGACUUGUUUGAAAUCCUGUGACGUGCAACGCAGGGCUCCUUUGCAUUACGCUAGCAUGUUUGAUCAUUACAACUUGGUCGAGUACCUCAUUGAACAAGGAGCUAUAGUGAACGCACUUGACAAAGAAAAACGCACCCCGUUACACUUGGCUGCAUCAAGGAACGGAUGGAGAACUGUCAAGAGUCUUAUUCGAUUUGGGGCAAAUAUCACCCUUAAGGACAAUGAAAUGCGAAAUGUGCUUCAUACUAUCGUCAUCAAUGGAGGAGACUUGGAUAAAAUUUUGGAUGAAGAGAUUUACGAAUCCAAAAAGCAUUCAUUACAUCCAGAAUCAAUAGUGGUUGGACAAUCGUCAGUGAUGAUGCACAUUUUGAUGAAAUUUCAGACUGAUUUCAUCGGCAUACUAGAAGAGAAAGACAAAAAUGGAUAUACGCCACUCCACUAUGCUUCGAAACUCGGUCAUAUUAAAACUGCGGCGAAGUUGUUGCAAUUGGGAUCAAGCAUCGUGACAAAGAAUAAUGACGGGGAAAAUGUGUUCCACAUUGCCUGCAGAUAUGGACGUCUCCAAAUUAUUCAACGAAUUUUGCGGUUGGAAGGACAUAAUUCGGUGAUUAAUGCUUCAAAUUCAGCCGGGCAAACCCCUUUGCACAUUUCGUCUUUUUCAGGGCACGUUAGAGUGGUACAAGCUCUAAUCAAGAAGGGAGCACUCUUACAUCGUGACCAUUCACAUUCAACGAUUCUGCACGGUGCAUGUGCCAAGGGCCACCGAGAAACUAUUAAACUAAUCCUUAAUGUCCACUCCCAGCUUCUCGAUCAGACGGAUAAAGACGGGAACACACCGCUUCACGUGGCAUCCAUGGAAUGCCAGCCAACGGCAGUUGAGCUUCUAUUAACGAUGAACUGCGCUCUGACAUACAAUUUCAACGGCUUUAGCGCUAUCGACUUUGCGCUCCAAAACAAAUUUACAUCCGUUGCUCUUGUAAUGGUAACGCACAGAACAAGGGGGGAUGAAGUGCUCUCUAUGACUGCGGGAAAGCACUCGUCCAUAAUGUUGGCAUUGAUAGGAACGAUGCCCCAGGUAGUCACUGCUCUUCUGGAUCGGUACAUUACCAAAUCAGAUGCCAAGUCCGACUCGGAGCAGUACCAUAUCAAAUACGAUUUCAAAUGGUUAUCGCUGCCAACACCCGAGAACGCUUUCGAGCAACCGAAACACAAAUUCUGGAAUCACGAGACCAAAUAUUUGCCCAUUCUUAAUGGAAUGGUUUCUUACGGGAGGGUGGAGCUCCUUUCGCACGAUCUAUCCCAAAAAUAUCUACACAUGAAGUGGAAUGGAUACGGGCGAUUUGUUCAUGUCACUCAACUUGUUCUAUAUCUCAUCUUUCUGGUUGUUUUGACCUCGUACGCUUCUCAUAAUUCGAAAUCAAAGAGCGAGGACAGCAGCAUGUCCAUCUUGUCAAGCUCAUUGAAAACCAGAGCUGGAAAUUUACGUAAUGAUUCUUCCAAUUUAACCAAGGAUGAUGCAUGGGAAACAACUUUGAUGGGAACAGCUCACACGUAUUCCAUUUGGGAGGCGGUGAAAGCCGUUUUGAUUUUCUCCAUAGCGUUGAUCUGCCUACUUAGAGAAGGGAUCAACAUUUGGAGACAAAAGUGGAAUUAUAUUCUCAACUCGUCAAACUGGGUAUUUUGGGUCAUGAAUGUUGCUUGCUUGGUCAUGACCGUGUCUAAGUUGACCGAAACAGAGGACUUUAUUAACCCCAGUGCAUCAUUGGCAACGUUUCUUAGCUGGUUUUAUCUCCUAUUAUUUCUCCAAAGAUUCGACGGAGUAGGAAUUUACAUAGUAAUGUUCUCAGAAAUACUUCAUACACUUCUCAGAGUCCUUAUGAUUUUCUCAAUUCUGAUCGUUGCGUUCGGUUUGGCAUUUUAUAUCUUACUCUCAGAGGCAAAUCACAAAGCCUUCAGUGAAAUUCCGAUUUCCUUAAUGAGGACAUUCUCGAUGAUGUUGGGAGAUAUGGAUUUCCUCAAUACUUUUGUUUAUCCUCGAUAUUGUGAGGACGUUGGAACAAGCUAUUCUACUAAUGGUUCUGCUGUCAAAGGAUUUUCUGAUGAAAACUCGUCCCCCCGUGAAUGCGGAAAAAAUGAUAGAACGCUUCCCCACCCAGUCUCGUCGUUUCUAAUCCUUGCAAUGUUUAUAAUUUUGAUGCCAAUUUUGCUGAUGAACUUACUUAUCGGCCUUGCUGUGGGUGAUAUUGAGUCUGUUCGCAGAAAUGCGCAACUUAAAAGGCUGGCAAUGCAGGUUUAUCUUCACACAUCAUUGGAGAAAACGCUGCCCGACUUCAUCCUCAGGGACAAAAAAGAAGUUAUCGAAUACCCAAAUGCACGGAAGGCUCGACUUGGAUUGAUUGAUCACUUUUUCAAGUAUUUCCAACCGAAAUCUGCUCAUAAAGAAGAUACGGAAGAAGCUGACGAGGAGCUUUCAGACGAUUUAAUGUCGGCAGUCACUCAGAGUAACCAAGCCAUCGCUGAUAUAUCUGGUCGGUUGGAGAAUCUGGAAACGUUAUUACGCCUAGUGUGCCAUAAAAUGGAGUUGUCCACCGACACGGAUUUUAUUGAUGAAGGGACAAUCGUCGAUGAUUCGAGUCCAAUGUCGGACGUGAGGACGAGAUUCAAACGAGGUGUUACCUUGCGACUCACCAAACCUCGACCUCCACCACCACAACGAAGUGACUCGGCUGCUAUAUAGAUUUUUUCCCGAAAAAUUUGCAUACCGGCAUUAUGACGUCAAUUUUUGGCAUCCAAAUAUUAUCUAUGUCAGCCCCCGUUUAGUAAUUAAUGAGUUAACUUUAUGAUCAACAAAAUUGUGGGUGUAUUAAAAUAUGUACGUAAUCCUUAAACUUAUGAUACACACAUUUGAAACGAUGCACCAUGGGUAGUCUCACUUCUAGUGCAAGCAAAUAAAUAUGCAUUAUUAGUUUUAAAUAGAA
Messenger RNA from Folsomia candida, 4868 nucleotides. RefSeq names its product transient receptor potential cation channel subfamily A member 1 (gene TrpA1). The record is from RefSeq and is a predicted model, not a curated record. Lineage: Eukaryota; Metazoa; Arthropoda; Collembola; Entomobryomorpha; Isotomidae. Gene Ontology annotation, biological process: monoatomic ion transport; transmembrane transport. Bases 953 to 4627 code for a protein of 1224 amino acids. The transcript has 34 exons. Gene Ontology annotation, molecular function: monoatomic ion channel activity; protein binding. Gene Ontology annotation, cellular component: membrane.